Molecule: messenger RNA, 3170 nt
Organism: Alnus glutinosa
Lineage: Eukaryota; Viridiplantae; Streptophyta; Magnoliopsida; Fagales; Betulaceae
Product: rho GTPase-activating protein REN1
Exons: 23
Coding region: 275-2746 (823 amino acids)
Biological process (GO): signal transduction
Source: RefSeq, a predicted model, not a curated record
CCGUUGGGGAACAAUUCUGGCUCAACGUAGCCAUUGGGAAACACAAAGAGGAAAGUCUGUUUUCACUUUUGCGCUUCCUUUCCUUCCGUUUCUCCAACCCAUCCAAAACACGCUCUAUUUCAUUAUUAUUCUCUUUGUCAACAAUAUAUAUCGUACAUCUUUUUUGUUUUUUGUUUUUUUUUUUUUUUUUCGGGGGUUUGAAUUUAAGGGGUGGUGGUGUUUGAUCUAGCUUGCUGGUUUUCUGGGAUGUGAUUCGGUGAUUUGGGAUCAGAGGAUGACUACCCGAAACGCGGAAUCGUCUCAGGGACAUGGCGGUGUUCCUCCUCCUCCUCCGCCGCCUCCGCCUAGUGAUCUGCGUUCUCGUAGUGGCAAUACGGUUUUCAAGAGCGGGCCACUUUUUAUAUCAUCCAAAGGAAUUGGAUGGACAUCCUGGAAGAAAAGGUGGUUUAUUUUAACACGUACUUCUCUGGUUUUCUUCCGAAGUGAUCCGAGUGCUGUUCCCCAAAAGGGGAGUGAAGUGAAUUUGACCCUUGGUGGUAUUGACCUCAACAAUUCAGGCAGCGUGGAGGUCAAAGCAGAUAAAAAACUCCUGACUGUGCUCUUUCCUGAUGGUCGUGAUGGACGAGCUUUCACACUAAAGGCUGAAACUAUGGAGGAUUUAUAUGAGUGGAAGGCUGCCCUUGAGAAUGCUUUGGUACAAGCACCAAGUGCCGCUCAUGUAAUGGGGCAAAAUGGUAUCUUCAGGAACGAUCAGACUGAUUCAGUUGAUAAUUCUUUGGAUCAGUUGAAGGAUAGACAACCUUUCAAAUCUUCAGUUAUUGGAAGGCCAGUUUUAGUUGCCUUGGAAGAUGUUGAUGGAGCUCCAUCUUUCUUGGAAAAAGCCCUCAGGUUUAUAGAAGAGUAUGGCAUCAAAGUAGAAGGGAUCUUGCGUCAAGCCGCCUACGUUGAUGAUGUUGAACAUCGAGUUCGAGAAUAUGAGCAGGGAAAAAUUGAGUUUUCUCCAGAGGAGGAUCCACACGUUGUUGCCGAUUGUGUCAAGUAUGUCCUCCGGGAAUUGCCAUCAUCUCCUGUCCCUGCAUCUUGCUGCAAUGCACUAUUAGAAGCAUGCCGAACUGAACGUGGUGUUAGAGUCAAUGCUCUCCGUACAUCAAUAUUUGAUACGUUCCCAGAACCAAAUCGCCUCUUAUUGCAAAGAGUACUUGUGAUGAUGCAAACUGUAGCUUCUCACAAAGCUGAGAAUCGAAUGAGCUCCUCGGCUGUUGCUGCUUGCAUGGCACCCUUACUUUUGCGUCCCCUUUUAGCUGGUGACUGCGAGAUCGAAAAUGAUUUUGAUGUUGGUGGUGAUGGUUCUGCACAACUUUUGCAAGCAGCUGCUGCAGCUAACCAUGCUCAAGCCAUUGUUAUAACUUUAUUAGAGGAGUAUGAUAAGAUAUUCAAGGAAGGGUCCAUGUCCCUUGAGCUAUACACUGACUCAGAAGAGAGUGGAAGUGAGAGUGAGGAGCCAACUGAUGAAUCCUAUGAAGAUGAUGAACAUGGUGAUGCAACUCAGGAAUCUGAUGCAGAUGCAGAUGAGGAUUUUGAAAAUGCAUCAAGUGGAACCUGCAGCGAGAGUGGUGACUCUAGAGACGAUGAUCCGUGUGAUAAUAAGGAUUCUGAUGGUUCAAACUUGGGUUACCAGUCCCCUGAAGUAGAUGAUGCUUCCAUAGCCAGUCAGAAGUUGCCAUUAAAUUCAUUUGAAACUUCAUUGCCUCAACAUGACAUUCUACAAAUCGGUCGGAGUCUUCCAAAUCAAAGCAAAAAUAGUUCAGUAAUGCAGGUCACUAAAUCUGCUGAACUACUAGGAGAUGCUUCAGAAGAACCAAGUUUGGUUCCUACUAGUCCAAUCUCAUUGAUCAGAAAAUCUAUAAUCAUACCCAAUGGACCUGCACAUAGUGCUAGGUGUCGCACCAUGUUGGGACGUAACUCUGCAAGGAAGAACCUUUCCAUGGAAUCCAUUGAUUAUUCCAUAAAAGAAGAAGUUGAAAUCCAGAGGCUUGAGACAACUAAAACUGAAUUGGAAAGCAGAAUUUCAGAAGAGGGUAAAGGGAAUGCAGUUCUGCAAGCCAGUCUGCAAAGACGAAAGAAGGCCUUGCGUGAGCGUCGUCUAGCUCUUGAGCAAGAUGUUGCAAGACUACAGGAACAGUUGCAAAAGGAAAGAGACUUGAGGACAGCACUUGAAGCAGGAAUGCAGACUUCUCAGGUGCCGGUACUUGUUUUAGCCACUAUAGAUGAAAAGACAAGGGCAGAGCUUGAGGAAAUAGCUCAGGCAGAGGCAUAUGUCAUCAAUUUGAAGAAGAAUGUUGAUGAUCUUGAAACGCAGCUUAAUCAACAAUGUGAACAAAACUAUGGUCCUAUGCAUGCUUCACACAAUCAUACCCAACAAACUCCUUAUAAUCAAGCAAAACUGAAAGAUAAACAAAAGGAUACUGAAGCCACAGCCACUUCACUUCUUGAAACGUCAAGAAGUAAGGGAGGAUAUUCGACGACUUUUGCAUUGUCAAAGCUGACAACCCGACUGAACUUUCUGAAAGAAAGGCGCAGCCAGCUAGCAAAUGAACUCCAAAAUAUGGAUAAAGGCCCAGGAUCAGCUCAACCUGUCCAAAACCCUGACAUGGUUGAAAAAUUGGAUUAUUGCACAUUACCUGUGAACUUUGGGGCGGGGACUAAAGGCCAAUCAUUUGGAAAUCCAGAAAAGUUCAGAAAAUGAGAUCGUCAACCACUGCAAAAAGGCCAAUAUCAUUAGCCUGAAGAGGGGAAGAUCAGAAAGCCAUCUGUCUCAAAGCCAAUAUUUUCUACCUCCAAAGACAAAUUCUAGAUGAUAUCAGGCCUUAUAUGAUCACUUGAGUGAUUGUUUUGUGCAUUUGAUGAUGUUGCUUUAAUCAUCGGCAAUACGGUUCAUAGAGCUUUGAAAGAUGAUGAAACUUGCUAGAUUGAGUUGGCUCAAGGUUUAGUUUGAUUACAAUAUCAAGCUCAAAGGCCCCCCCCCCCCCCCCCCAAGCCUUACAAUGUACAGAUCAUCCAUCUCCUUGUUGUAUUCUAAAGUAUUUGUAAUCUUGAUUUCUGAAUUAUAUAUCAACAGCAUCUGUUGUAUUGUUAAAUACAAUAUUUAAUAAUUAAUCUUAUUGGAGUUG